AUGUCGCAGCUAUACGCGCAAGCUGAGGCCGAAUACAAUGCAUGGCCUGUGCAAAACCCACUGAUUCCUGUCCGUUUUCUGCCUGCUAUUGCAUCCGUGUCUCUGGGUGCUGCAUUCCUGCUGGCAUUCUUCUAUACCACUCUUCCAAACGCCAGCGGAUCGAUCAAAGCACCCGUUUUGAGCUUGCUUAGCAGUCUCUGUGCCGGUGUCGGCCUUGUUGCGCUCAUGAAUGCGGUGGGUGUGUAUGUGUAA
This is a messenger RNA of Malassezia restricta, 252 nucleotides long. RefSeq lists its product as uncharacterized. The record is from RefSeq and is a predicted model, not a curated record. The transcript has 3 exons. Gene Ontology annotation, biological process: protein N-linked glycosylation. Bases 1 to 252 code for a protein of 83 amino acids. Lineage: Eukaryota; Fungi; Basidiomycota; Malasseziomycetes; Malasseziales; Malasseziaceae.